UUGAAAGAAGAUCUCACGAACCAAAAUCCUUUGAAAUGAGCGAUGAAAACCCGUCGAAUGCAGAAGUUUUCUUCAAUAGAGUAGAUGAAGACGCACUUACAAAUGUCGCAAGACUAGCUGCUCUUGGAAAUUCGAGMAUUUUGCAAGAUAGUUUGGAAAAUGGACACCCACAUGAUGUCUGCGAUAACCAAGGCUGGUUUCCAAUCCAUCGAGCUGCAAGUGCAGGUCACAAUGAAUGUGUUGAACUACUUCUAAAACACAGCGAAAAUAAUUUUAAAAAUACCAAAACAUACAACGGAGAGACACCUCUUUACCUCGCUGCYUUGCAAGGUCAUGCMAAGGUCAUGAAGACUUUGAUUCAAUUUGGUGCAGAUAUGAAAAUCACUAAUAAUGAGUUGGARAGUGUUUUAGUUGCUGCUGUGAGAGGGAAAGAUGAAACAUGUGUGAAGAUAUGUUUUGAAUGUAAACUCAACGUAGAUGCAAAAGAUGCUGGCGGCUGGUCAGCCUUGCAUGAAGCAGCUUAUAUCGGUGAUGCUAAAUGCAUAGAAGUUCUCCUUACUKCAGGAGCCGACAUAAAUAUACGAAAUAGUGAUCUAUCAACRCCUCUGUUCAUAUCUGCUCAAUAYGGCCAUGUUGAAUGCUUGAACACUUUAAUAAAGAAUAAAGCAAGUAUAGACAUGAGUACGAAAGAUAGAGCAUCACCAUUGUUUAUUUCUUCUCAAGAAGGCCACUUGGAGUGUGUCCAAGCACUGUUAGAUGCUGGYGCAAAAGUGAAGAAUAUGACYAAUACUCGUACAACUGCAUUACACACKGCAUCCGAAAGAGGGCAUUUAAACGUUGUUAARCUCUUGAUAAAAGCUGGUGCCGAUGUAAAUGCUGUUAGCUGUGAAGGAGUGACUGCACUGUUCUUAGCGGCUGACAGAGAUGAAGUAGAUUGUUUAAUUGAACUCAUUGAGUCAGGUGCUGACAUUAAUGCCAAGCUUAUGAGUUUUAUGGAUGAAAAUGCAACACCUCUAGAGCUAGCCUGUACUUCUGGUUCAGUAAAGUGCUGUGAAGAGCUAAUCAAACGAGGCUGUGAUCCUAAUAGAGUAUUYCUUAGAAAUAACACWUUGGAAACAUCAACUUUAAUGGAGGCAGUUGAAUCUGAAGAAAGUUCCUGUGUUGAAAUUCUCCUUCGAUAUGGAGCUAACCCAAACACACCCGUUUACUCAUAUCCCAUAAUAACUGCAGCAAAAAACUGUGACGCAGCGAGUAUGUCGCUUCUUAUUAAGUAUGGAGCAGAUGUUAAUGUAGUYGACAAAGCAAAUAAUCUUGCCUUGAGAAUAACAAUGAUGAAAGCUUUUCUUCAUAGAACAGAAGAUGAAUACUUUGUACUUGGAUAUAAAUGUGUGAAGAUGCUUUUGAAGGCAGGGGCUGAUACAACAGAUUUUUUGUCCAGGUGUUGGGGCUACCAGAUCUUAAACACAGCAAUCCCUAUACCAUUUCUUAAACUGCUUCUGACAUUCCAUCCACAGGAACCCCACAUCAUAGAAUAUUUUAAUGAUUCGCUCCAUUCUUAUAAGGCAUUAGGAGAAAAGACUGAUGAGAUUACACGGUUGAUUGAGAAUCCUUGUAGCCUGGGACACCUUAGCAGGAUUAAAGUGAGGUGCAUUCUGGGAAGCAAGAGGUUAUCUAAGAUUGACGAGCUUCCUUUACCCAAAAUGGUUCAGAAUUUUCUCAGAUUUGAUGAUUUGUAACAUUUGUAUGAAAUAUUGUUGUUAAUUUUGAGUAAAAAGAAAAUUAUGAUU
This is a messenger RNA of Exaiptasia diaphana, 1787 nucleotides long. Its product is annotated as ankyrin repeat and SOCS box protein 3. The record is from RefSeq and is a predicted model, not a curated record. Gene Ontology annotation, biological process: intracellular signal transduction. Bases 36 to 1736 code for a protein of 566 amino acids. NCBI's taxonomy places the organism in Eukaryota, Metazoa, Cnidaria, Anthozoa, Actiniaria, Aiptasiidae. The transcript is spliced from 3 exons. Gene Ontology annotation, molecular function: protein binding.